AUGGCCCUCACUCCUGUCGACGCCACGCCUCAGGCUGCUCCUCAAGAGCCCGAAGAAAAGCCUCGAGACCCUCCCGACGUUGCGGUGACCCCGUGCGACCCGCCUGGUCGUUAUUAUUUCGAAGGUGGCUUGCGCAGAGUGGCCCCAUAUCACUAUACCUUCAACACCAACUGCAAGGAGCGAUGGCGGGGUAGAACGUUGGUGGAAAUCUUCACAUCGGAGUUUCGGGAUCGCAGACCGGAAUACUACAGGGAAGCCCUUGAAAAAGGCCUUGUUGCUGUGAACGGCGUACCUGGAAAUCCGGAUACCGUGGUCAAGAACGGCCAAGUCGUCUCCCAUACCCUUCAUCGCCAUGAACCCCCAGUCACCGGAAAGGACAUCGGAAUCAUCCACGAAGAUGACGAAUUGAUUGUCAUUGACAAGCCGGCCGGUGUGCCCGUUCAUUCCGCCGGAAGGUACCAUCACAACACUAUCGUCGAGAUUCUGCGCUCGCAGCGUGGUGGAGGAUGGAUCCCGCGGCCUUGCAAUCGGCUGGACCGCUUGACCUCUGGUGUCAUGUUUAUCGGAAAAACUCCCAAGGGAGCAGAGAGGAUGGCCAAAAAAUUGCAGCACCGAACUGUGCAGAAGGAGUACGUCGCUCGGGUUAAGGGUAAGUUCCCGGAUGGCGUUGUGGUCUGCGACCAGCCCAUCAUGUCUGUCAGUCCCAAACUCGGCCUGAACCGAGUGCGCGCAACGGGCAAGGACGCGAAAACCAAGUUCCGUCGAUUGGCAUACUACCCACCACCUCCUCCCCCGACUGCUGAAUCCUUUAAUUCCGACCGAGCUGCCACGCCGCCGCCUUCGCUGUCCAAUGAGACAGAGGGAUACAGUAUCAUCCACUGCUUCCCUUUGACUGGCAGAACACACCAGAUCCGUGUGCAUCUCCAGUUCCUGGGCCAUCCCAUCUCCAACGACCCAAUCUACUCGAACCGUAAGGUCUUUGGUCCCGAUCUCGGCAAGAACGAAGUCAGCGCAGACCGUGAUGAGGAGAUCAUCAGCAAACUGUCCUUGAUGGGCAAAACGGAACUCCCCGACACAGUUUCCUACCGUACACACUUCACGGCAGCUCCAUCCGUCCCGCCGGGCACUAACCCUGCUCUGGUGAACGAGAUCAUGUCCCGGGAACAUGAGGCUGCCGUGCUGGACUACCAAAAGCGCAAAGGCGAGCGACUGUCCGGCGAACUUUGCGCGACCUGCGGCACAGAGCUCUACACUGAUCCGGGAACACACGAACUGGGUAUUUUCCUGCACGCCGUGUCAUACGCGGAUAACGAAGGUGACUGGAAAUACAAGAGUAAAAUGCCUUCUUGGGGACUGCCUCCAGAUGGCAUGGAAGGUCCAGUAGAAGCGCCGGAUUGGAUUCCUGUGCCAGAAGAGGAGGAGCGCGUCAUCGGUCACGGUGUGAUUCCGGAAGGACUGGACGAUGAAGAGGCUGCUGCCGCCGCUGCUGCUCGGAAUAAGAGGAAGCAAGCGCCCACGAUUGUUCGGGGCGUUGGAAUGGUUGAUUACUCUUCUUGGCAGAAUGAGAAUAAGAAGAGCGAGGUGCAGACUGAAGAGGCUGCUACUGCUGCAGCACCUGCUUCGUGA
Molecule: messenger RNA, 1626 nt
Organism: Aspergillus wentii DTO 134E9
Lineage: Eukaryota; Fungi; Ascomycota; Eurotiomycetes; Eurotiales; Aspergillaceae
Product: pseudouridine synthase family protein
Exons: 2
Coding region: 1-1626 (541 amino acids)
Biological process (GO): pseudouridine synthesis
Molecular function (GO): pseudouridine synthase activity; RNA binding
Source: RefSeq, a predicted model, not a curated record